AUUUCAUUUAAGAAAUCUCGCUGUUCGUUGAACACAAUGUUGAAUAACAAAAUUCUAGUCAUUUCAUUAACGGUAUCGGUUGCAUUUUGUACAGCAGUUAGACAUAUUACAGGCAAUCCAUACGAAGAGACUGUUUCAUACUCAUGCGAACCGGAAUGCAGGCCUAGUAAUUUGGAUAAAGGAGUGAAAUGUUCCGCUAUCGGACCAACGAUUAAGAUAAAAGGUGGAUUUGACACUAACUGCGGAAUUUAUUACAUGUCUCUAGCGUCAGCGUACCAUGUGGCUAGAUUCGCUGAUGCCAUGGGAUAUCAAGAUAAUUGUCAAGCCAACAAAACCUUCCUCGAAACAUUAAACAUAAUCGCUGCUUGGAGCGGAAAGGAUAAUUUCAUAGCUAUAGAUCUUGCAUGCAAUUUCGAAAGACAAGUCGUUAGAAAGUGCGCUACUGUUCCGACUAGCUCACAUACAUACAUCUGCUUGGGUCUGGACGGUCCUCCGGGAACUUAUGGAAAAAGACUAGGAACCGCCACCUACAACGCUGUACUACAGGCCACAAACAACAGAUGGGUGCUAUUUCUUAACUGUUGGAUAGGAAAGACUCACACAGGCGCUGCAUUUGAUGUAGCUACCUCAUUCAACGUAUUUAAUUUGGACGCGGAAUUAUCGUUUGCGGACAUGGCACUUAUCAUUAGCGAAUUGAAUCGACGUGGAUUCAACACUCAUCCAUCCAACAUUAUUAAAUUUGAUUUUAACAAUACGCAAUGUAAUUGAUCGAAAAAAUGGCGAGUGUCUCUCAAUUGUUUGCUUCGCUUUCAGUUAAUAAGAUUUUAGUCUUUAAAAAAAAUCAGAUUUACUUAGAAGUUCGUGCUCAAUCCACGCCAUUAGUGGUAUAAAU
This is a messenger RNA of Bradysia coprophila, 892 nucleotides long. RefSeq lists its product as uncharacterized. The record is from RefSeq and is a predicted model, not a curated record. NCBI's taxonomy places the organism in Eukaryota, Metazoa, Arthropoda, Insecta, Diptera, Sciaridae.